AUGGCUGAUAUUGAGUAUGAGACUACUGAUGUGGUCAUCUGCGGCUGUGGUCCGACCGGGGCAAUGCUCUCUGUAUACCUUGGGCGAAUGUCUAUUCGACACGUUGUGAUUGAGAAGGAGCCUGAGAUCACUACUGAUCCACGAGGUAUUGCGCUGGAUGAGGAUGGAAUUCGGGCGUUGCAAGGCGCUGGCAUCUAUGAUCCCAUUUAUUCUGAUAUUGGGACUUGCAUGCAAAAGUUCAAGUUCAUUGGAGGAACGGAUAAAGUCCUCGACAAGAAGGCUUUCUUAGAAAUGGAUUAUGGCACGACCGAAGGUGGUACCGGCCAUGUUGGAUUCAUAUGCCAUAAACAACCAAUCCUCGAAAAGCAUCUGAGAACAGCAAUGACCUCAUCCAGCUUCUGUCAGCUCCAAACCAACGCAACUAUGAUCGAUAUUCGCGAGGAAGGAGAUCAUGUCUAUUCGCAGUAUCGUGAUGCGCAAGGCAAAGUACACAACCUAAAGUCUCCAUUUCUAGUUGGCGCCGAUGGCAAGACAGGCUUUACCAGGAAGAGCUUCAUGGAGCCUUUGGGUAUCCGCAUGGAACAGGCACAUCAAUCAUUCUACGAUGAAACCUGGGUGGCACUGAAUUGGGAGAUCUCACUUCCUACGGAAAAGACGCACCCCGACUUUCCCCUGUGGAAGCUAGGAUACACCCCAGAAGAAGUCUACGAUCUGUUUUUCCCAGAGAACUUUAGGUUCGUCUGUAAUCCAGAGCGCCCCGCUGUGUGUGGACGUUUUGGGUUGCCAGCAGACAGACUCUGGCGCUUUGAGUUUGUUGUACUUCCCGGUGAAGAUGGACAGGAAAUGUCCAACCCCGAGAAUAUUGAAAAAGUUGUAUAUCCCUAUAUUACACACCCGGGAAGUAAAUAUGGAUUAAUUCAAGAUAUCACAUUCCCCGAUGACUGCAUCCGCGUCCUUCGAUCACGACCAUUCCGCUUCGCUGCGCGAAGCUGCAAUAGAUGGUCACAUGGCCGCGUAGUACUUUGCGGCGAUGCAGCACACGUAUUCCCACCCUUUGGUGGCCAAGGAAUUGCAUCCGGCUUCCGCGACGCCGUCAGCCUAGCCUGGCGUCUCGUCCUUCUCUGCAGACGAGAACCGUCAACCAAACCCAACAACCACGAACAAGUUCUAUCGGCGUGGUAUAUUGAGCGCAAGCAGCAGCUGGAGCGGUCCCUCACAUCAACGAUUGGGAAUGGCCAGUUCGUCACCGAAGGCAAUCCUCUCAAAAUUUUCCUCCGCGAUUGGUCGCUGUACUUUAUGCACUUCAUUCCAAGUUGGAGGCAUUAUCUCCGGCUUGGGCGCCGAAAGGAAGGGAUGGUGCCGUACAAGUACUCGCCUGGACUCCCAUUUGAUCCGGCGUACAAGGGAGGUACUUUCCUUCGACAGGUUUAUUGUAAGCCUGUUGGAACGUCGGGUGAUGUGUUGUUCUCAGAUGAUAUCAUCUUCCAAAAAGAGAAGAAAGGGCUCUUCCAGCUGCUUGUAUGUCUGAAAGAUGUGAAUGAGCUGACUGCUGCGCGCGAGUCGGUAUCUCGGAUUGAAGAGACUUCCAAGGGAGAGCUCCCGUAUGCUGAAGUCACGUACCUUGUUGGAAGGUUAGACAUGGAAUCGAGGGCUCUUACACAAGACACUUCUUCGGUUUACCGUCUGGCCACCGCUGAAGAGUUUGCUGGGUCACCCUUGUGUCGUGGACGACCGAAGCCAGAGUAUUAUGACCCACACCAACUUGCGAAGGCGCUAGGAAGAAGCAUGUUUGUCCUUGUUCGACCGGACCGCAUUGUAUAUGCUGCUUGUGAUGACGUUUCCCAGCUCGAGAAAGAGGUUAGAGAGGCUGUGACAUAUCUACGUGCAUGA
Molecule: messenger RNA, 1890 nt
Organism: Penicillium hordei
Lineage: Eukaryota; Fungi; Ascomycota; Eurotiomycetes; Eurotiales; Aspergillaceae
Product: putative monooxygenase
Exons: 6
Coding region: 1-1890 (629 amino acids)
Molecular function (GO): FAD binding
Source: RefSeq, a predicted model, not a curated record